Messenger RNA from Panicum virgatum (switchgrass), 399 nucleotides. Its product is annotated as serine/threonine-protein phosphatase 7 long form homolog. NCBI's taxonomy places the organism in Eukaryota, Viridiplantae, Streptophyta, Magnoliopsida, Poales, Poaceae. Bases 1 to 399 code for a protein of 132 amino acids. The transcript has 3 exons. The record is from RefSeq and is a predicted model, not a curated record.
AUGGACUUCGAGCCGUACGUCCAGCUGUCCGCAGACCACGACGAUGUCAACAGACCUAUGAUGGGUUUGUUGUGGUGCCUCAGGAGGCCUUCUUGGGUCGGCGUGCAGACGAGGAAGUCGUACCACGACUUCGUGGGACAGUUUGACGCUCUUGUGGACACGGACGUGAGGUGGACUCCGUACACUGCAGCCGACAUUUACGCCCGGGCACCGAGCGGUCUUUCUUCCUUAUGCCUGCGAGACCACGAGUACUGGAUGACGAGGAAGCCGAUCCUUUACGACAUCCACGUCGAGGAGUACUAUGUGAACCGGGUCAUGAGGCAGUUCGGUCUCUACCAGCAGACCCCAGUCCCGAUUGUGGACACGUCAGGGCCAGCCACCAGGCUCGCGGUGGGCUGA